Molecule: messenger RNA, 1668 nt
Organism: Toxotes jaculatrix (banded archerfish)
Lineage: Eukaryota; Metazoa; Chordata; Actinopteri; Toxotidae
Gene: kpna7
Product: karyopherin alpha 7 (importin alpha 8)
Exons: 12
Coding region: 53-1615 (520 amino acids)
Biological process (GO): NLS-bearing protein import into nucleus
Cellular component (GO): nucleus; cytoplasm
Molecular function (GO): protein binding; nuclear import signal receptor activity
Source: RefSeq, a predicted model, not a curated record
CCAAGCAGCUCCGACGUGCGUAAAAAAAGAAGAAGAAAAAAAAAAGUCCACCAUGCCCACCAAGAACAUGACUGACGAGCGGAUCUCCAAAUUCAAGAACAAGGGGAAGGAUCCAGCAAAGCUUCGUGAGAAAAGGAUCUCGGUGUGCGUGGAGCUGCGCAAAGCCCACAAGAAUGAGAGUUUCCUGAAGAGGAGAAACAUAACGCUGUCCUCUCUUCCGGACGAAGAGGCCCUUUCUCCCGAUUACAUCUCCAACGAGAUGGUCACCUGUUUAUCCAUAGAGGAGAUAAUCAAAGACGUGAACAGCGACAGCAAGGAGUCCCAAACCCGAGGCUGUCAGGCAGCCAGGAAGCUGCUUUCUCAAGAGCGUAACCCUCCUCUGAAGGAGAUCAUAGAUGCUGGUCUGCUUUCCCGCUUUGUGUCCUUCCUGUCUAUGGACGAUGAGCCGACUCUGCAGUUUGAAGCAGCUUGGGCUCUGACCAACAUCGCCUCUGGAACAUCUUGGCAUACACAACAGGUGGUGGAACAUGGGGCUGUACCAGCUUUCAUCGCUUUGCUUGCAUCACCUUUGUUGCACAUCAGUGAACAGGCUGUCUGGGCUCUGGGAAACAUUGCAGGCGACGGUCCGGCUUAUCGAGACGUCCUGAUUGAGUGCAAUGUGAUUCCAGCCUUGCUGGCCCGUAUCUCCCCAGACACACCAGUUGGCUACCUGCGUAACCUAACAUGGACACUGUCCAACUUGUGCCGAAAUAAGAACCCAUUUCCACCCUUGUCUGCAGUCCUGCAGGUGCUUCCCUCUCUGAUCCAGCUGCUCCAUCUCAGUGAUAAGGACAUCUUGUCUGAUGCAUGCUGGGCCAUCUCCUACCUGUCGGAUGGCGACAAUGACCGUAUUGAUGUUGUAGUAAAAACUGGCAUUGUCUCUCGACUGGUGGAGCUCAUGAGCCACGAGGAGCUCAGCGUCAUGACCCCAGCUCUCCGGUCCAUCGGCAACAUAGUGAGUGGCUCCGACCUGCAGACCCAGACAGCAAUCGAUGCUGGAGUUCUGAACAUCCUUCCUCAACUGAUGAGGCACCCAAAGGCCAGUGUGCAGAAGGAGGCAGCGUGGGCGUUGUCCAACAUUGCUGCGGGUCCCUGUAAGCAAAUCCAGCAGCUUAUCACUUGUGGACUGCUCCCCCCUCUGGUAGAACAGCUUAGAAAUGGAGACUUCAAGACUCAAAGGGAGGCAGUGUGGGCAGUGACAAACUUCACCAGUGGGGGCACUGUGGAGCAGGUGGUCCAUCUGGUGCAGAGUGGAGCCCUGGAGGCAAUAAUCAACCUGCUGCAAGUUAAAGAUGCUAAAGUCAUUCUGGUUAUACUGGAUGCCAUCAACAACAUGUUCAUGGCAGCAGAGAAGCUCGGGGAGACGGAGAAACUUAGCCUGUUGGUUGAAGAGCUGGGAGGGCUGGACCGCAUUGAGAUGCUGCAGAACCAUGACAACGACAUGGUGUACCAGGCUGCACAUAACCUCAUAGAAAAAUACUUUGGUGAUGGUGACAUGGAGGGAGUCAAGGUUGACACUACCGACGAUGCAUUUGUGUUUCAGUGCUCUGAUGUUCAGAGAACAUUUGAAUUUUAAACUGAAAACUUUGCUCUUGUAUGUGUUUUAAUGUUGAAAGUAAAAUAAAUGAC